AUGGAGGCUGCUGCUGAGCCGAUGCCUGUGCCACCGCGAGAGUUUGCCGUAAAGAGACAUGAAGGGGGAAGCAAGAGUCACGGCAGCACCAGACGACAGCGUGAGAAAUGCGCAGCAGCGACAGAUCGACCGAAAGAGAAUCGCAGAAAGAGAGAGGAAAUCUUCGUGAGGAAAGCCUCAAAUCGAUGUCGAUGGAGAACACAACUGUGUCAAGACGAGAAGGUCAGAUUUGCCGUGUGCCAGGCAGCCGAAGCCGAGAAUCCUGGCCCGCUUGUGUUUCCUUUCGAUCCCGACCAAUAG
Ectocarpus siliculosus is the source of this 300-nucleotide messenger RNA. The record is from the annotation of a GenBank genome assembly. NCBI's taxonomy places the organism in Eukaryota, Phaeophyceae, Ectocarpales, Ectocarpaceae.